AUGGUGGAGGAUGUCGUGCACGCCGACCUGGUUUCGGACAGCAGCGUAGAAGGCGAGAUAUCUACACAAGCCAAGAUUGCUACGCCAGGACCAAAAAGGCUUUCGAAAACCAAGGUAACGGAAUGGGUGAAACGACUAAUACAACGCUCGCGAGGAACUAAGUUGUUCGGGAGCUUCAAUCCAAAUGUGAUCGCUGAGCUUUUUUGGGAGCAAUCUCAACCAUGGGCCAAGUUCGCCGAGUCCCACAUCGACCUCGUUAGCUACAUUUGCGAGCAGUUUUAUAAUGUUCUCCUCAAGAAGAGGGGAGCUAAGGAUGUUGCUUCUCGAAUAUGGUCUUUCAAGGUCAGGCAGCGUCUUGAAGAGCGCAAAGUGAAAGCCCGAGAGGAGUUGAGGAUGUUGAUCGAGGACUUGAAAGGCUUUCCUAUCAACUACAACCACUACUAUACGGACAACCUCCACAGGACCGGUGAAGAUAAGCUACGAACGUGGCUUAAUGCUAUCAAUCCUGCUCUACUUGAACAUCGCUCCAGCAUGAACUGCAGCCGAGGCGCACAUUAUGACAAAUUCGAUUUAGAAUUAGUCAUUGGGACGUUAUUCAAAGCCACCAGCGAGUCUAGUGUCGAUAUGGAGAAGUUUAGCUGCGAGGAGGCCCUGGACUGUCUGCACGCGAUUUACAAGGUCCAGCUGAAGGUUUUUGUUGCCAACGUCACUAAUCAGGUGAUCGAGCGCCACAUGCUUCGCGAUCUUGAACACGUUUUCUCCCCCUUAGUCGUGGCAACUAUGAACGACACCGAAGUCAAGUCCGUUGCCCUCGAGAGUUCUGCAAUACAUCACCAGCGCAAAUUUUUGUUAGACCGCAUAUCAAAGCUUGAGGAGAGCCGUGUCAUCUUUCGAAAUGCGGUGGGAAUGUUGUAG
Messenger RNA from Pyricularia oryzae 70-15, 915 nucleotides. RefSeq lists its product as uncharacterized. NCBI's taxonomy places the organism in Eukaryota, Fungi, Ascomycota, Sordariomycetes, Magnaporthales, Pyriculariaceae. The transcript is spliced from 4 exons. The record is from RefSeq and is a predicted model, not a curated record. The coding region runs from base 1 to 915 and encodes 304 amino acids.